AUGAUCAUUCCCAUUCGUUGUUUCACUUGUGGCAAAGUCAUCGGGGACAAAUGGGAAAGUUAUAUUGGUCUGCUUCAGGCAGAGUAUUCCGAAGGUGACGCGUUGGACACGCUCGGUUUGCGACGUUACUGUUGUCGACGAAUGCUCCUUUCGCAUGUGGAUCUGAUUGAGAAACUAUUGAACUAUUCACCAUUGCAAAGAUGA
This is a messenger RNA of Echinostoma caproni, 204 nucleotides long. Lineage: Eukaryota; Metazoa; Platyhelminthes; Trematoda; Plagiorchiida; Echinostomatidae. The record is from the annotation of a GenBank genome assembly.